AAUUAAUUAGAUAGAUGUCUCCUUCGAGAUACCGUGCGUUGCGCGCACGCCUUGAGUGCAUUGCAAUUUAGUUGUUGGGUCCAUUCGGUGCAUAUAACCGCAACAAUAACGGAGGUGUUGGCUCCACGAUGACGAGCCAAGAGAAGAGCCUGGAGAAGCAUCAACAGCCAGCAGCAGCAAUGGAGGUCGAAGUGGAAGCGGAAGUGGAAGGAGGUGUCGAUCUCUCGCCCCACGUAGUCAUGCUGUCGAGCCCCGGCAUGGGCCACCUGAUCCCGCUCGCCGAGUUCGCGAGGCGCCUUGCCGUCCAUCACGGCUUCUCCGUCACCCUCAUCGCCACCGCCGACUUCGCCUCCUCCUCCGUCCACCGGGUCUUCGUUGACUCUCUCCCGCCCGGCGUCGCCUUCGUCACCCUCCCCCCCGUUGACGUCCCCGACGGCAUGGACAUCACCGCCACAAUCUCUCUCACCAUAGUCGAAUCGCUUCCCGCCCUCCGCCGCAUCGUCUCAGGGCUGAAACGGACUGCCCGCCUCGUGGCGUUCGUCGCGGAUCUCUUCGGCACCGACACCUUCGACCUCGCGAGCGAGUUCGGCAUUCCUCCCUUCAUCUUCUUCGCCUCCAACCUAUUCCUCUUGUCCUUGUCCCUCCACCUGCCCGCACUCCACGAGACCAUGCCGCGGCUUCCUGACCCCGUCACGCUGCCAGGAUGCCUCCCGAUGCAUUGGGCCGACCUCCCGAUCGUGGUGAAGGACUGGACGACCGAAGAGUUUAUGUGGCUGUUGUACCAUCUGAAGCGUUACGAGAAAGCCGAAGGGAUUCUGGUGAACAGCUUCCAGGAGAUGGAGCCGGAGACGGCAGCGGUGUUGAAAGAGAAGAAGCCCGGCCAGCAGCCAAUCCACCUGAUCGGGCCGCUCGUGCAAAAUGGGGGGUCGAGUUGGAGCCCGGAAGAGUCGCUGUGCUUGAAGUGGUUGGACGAACAACCAGAUGCGUCCGUGGUGUAUGUUUCUUUGGGUAGCCUCGGAGUGUUGAGCCGCGAACAGAUCAAGGAGAUGGCUCUCGGGAUGGAGAUGAGCGGCCAUGGGUUCCUCUGGGUGGUCAAAAGCCCAGCAGCAGAAGAGGGCGCCGCCGGAGGCAGCAACGCUGACCCGGAGAGCUACUUGCCCGAAUGCUUCUUGGAGAGGACGAAGGGAACGGGGUUGGUGGUGUCAUUCUGGGCGCCGCAGGUCCGGAUCCUGAGCCACCGGGCGGUGGGGGGCUUCCUGACACACUGCGGGUGGAGCUCGACGUUGGAGAGCGCCGUGCACGGGGUGCCCAUGAUCGCGUGGCCGCUGUACGCGGAGCAGCCGAUGAACGCCCUGAUGCUGGCGGACAGGCUGAAGGUGGCGCUGAGGGUCAAAGCAGGGGAGGACGGCGUCGUCCGGAGGGAGGAGAUUUCGGCGGCGGUGGCCGAGUUGAUGGAGGGGGAGGAAGGCCGGGCGGCGAGGGAAAGGGUGAGGCAACUCCAGGUGGCAGCCACAGCGGCCGCUGCCGUAGGUGGGACUUCCCACGAGGCCCUCGCGGAGGUAGUCGCCAAAUGGAAGGAUUCGUCUUGAGAACCUCUCCUCUGUUCUACCAUCACAACGACACCAGUACCGUUCAUCUCACUCAUACUUUCAAUCUCGUCCGUUCAUUAAUCUAUCAGAUCAAACGAACGGUUGGAGAUUAAGAGAAGCAGUGACGUGGGCACCACUCUGUAAUUUAUGCAGGUUAAUCAUUUGUAAUAAUUCGCUUGAAAUUUACGAAGCCACCACAAUAGAUAAUAUCAAGUGGUAGCAUCAAGUUUGACUUUAA
Musa acuminata subsp. malaccensis (wild Malaysian banana) is the source of this 1827-nucleotide messenger RNA. Its product is annotated as hydroquinone glucosyltransferase-like. Lineage: Eukaryota; Viridiplantae; Streptophyta; Magnoliopsida; Zingiberales; Musaceae. Gene Ontology annotation, molecular function: UDP-glycosyltransferase activity. The record is from RefSeq and is a predicted model, not a curated record.